CAGCCAUCGACUCGCCCGCAUCUACGAGUCUAACCGGAUGACCUCGUCAGAGGAUGAGCGUCUGCACAAGUUCUACGAUUUUUGGGCGGAGUUUCUCGGCGAGCACAGGCCUGCGGCCGACCACAUUUGCAACACGGACGAGUCAGGUGGCACCAUUCAAGGUGCCCAGGGACAGCGGGUCUAUGCGAAACGGGGGCAGCCGGUGGUCCCGCAGAUGCGUUCCACUUCGCGAGAGAACUGCACGAUCGUCACCACCGUCAACGCCGCCGGCGCCGUGUUGGCCCCUACCAUCAUAUUCAAAGGGCAGUGUUUCAACGGAGAUUGGAUCGUGGAUCAGGACGGCCCGCCGGGUGCGACGUACACCUGCACGGAGUCGCCCUUCAUGUGUGGUGACGUGUUCAUCAAGUCCCUCAACAUCCACCUCGUCCAGCUGCCCUCCCACAUGUCCCACAUCACCCAGCCCCUGGACGUCGCUGGCUUCGGGUGCUUCAAGAAGGAGCUGACCAAGGCGAUCCAGGCCUUCCCGGCGACACACGGAGGGGCGUUGCCGCGGAAGCGGGACAUGGCCUCCGUGAUCGGGCAAGCGUGGAGCACGAGCUUUACGCCGGACAUCAACAAAGCUUCCUUCGCCGGGGCGGGCCUUUGGCCGGUGGACAAGGAACGGGCACUCAGUCGGCUGCUGAAACCCAAGAGGAAGGAGAGGGAAACCGACCGCCCUCCCCUGCAAGACGUCCCCAUCGCCGUGAGCAACGAUCGGCUGGAGGAAUUGCUGGGCGAACGCGCCGUCCGCAAGCUCCUGGGGGAAGGCCACACCCUCACGGGACUCCGCGUGAGCACGGUGUUUCUCGGCGACUACCUGCCCAGCAAGCGAUCCAAGAAGCCGCCAACCCGGGCGAACUUGGGCAUUCCAGAGGGAGGACUUCUCACUUGUGACGGGUGGUUGGCGGAGAUGAAGAAGAAACAAAACGAAGCCGAGGCUGCCGAGGCCGCCAAGGCGGCAAAGGCCGCGGCGAGGCAAACGGCACGGGACGCGAAGGCGGCGGCGGCGGCGGCGGCGGCGGCGAGGAACGGCGGGCGGGGACGGGGGCAGGGGCGGGGCAGAGGGUGGGGCCAGAGAAGGGGGCGGGGGGGCGGGCGAGAAGAGGAGAGUAGGAGGGACGAGCGAACCGAGAGAGGGAGGGAGGAAGGGGGGGGGCGAGGUGUUGGUGUUGUUCAAGGGGGGCGAGGGGGGCGUGGGCGGGGCGCGCGGGUGGGCGGGCGCACUGUUGGUGGCCGCGGCGAGGGCACGGGGGGGCAUGGGCGGGGAGGUGGUCCUAGCCGCGGUGGGAGAGGGGCGGAAGGAGCGGGAGGGGCGGGAGGGGCGGGAGGGUCAGGAAUCACCGGGGGUCAGCCGCCGGCGGCGUCCGUAUCGCGAUCGGGACGAACCCGCACGCCGACACCUGUAGUGGAUGUCUAGGUUUCUUCGGGGAGGUGGGGGUUGUAUUGUUGUGCAGAGAACCACAUGGUAUCGGGCUAAAGUUAGCUCUGAAUGGCUUGAAAUUUGUGUGUGGAACUGAUUUCGAACUGUUGAGUGUUCAGUACGGGUCACGAGGGUGCUUCAGGUAACGUGGUUGUCAAACAGCACGUCGAGGGGGAGGCGGGAAUGGCUGGCGGACAACUUGUGGACAAACCCGGGGAUGCUGUACUUUUGUCCCCUGGGCUAUGUAUUUUUUUUUUUUGUUAUCCAACGUGUUUUCUGCAACCUUCAAUACGUUCCUCUGAAACGGCGUCACGCGGGGGGUUAAUAUGGGUGUAAAAUAGUUGCUUCAACAUGUGGCACGGUUCUGGCGGAAUUUGCUGCCGUACAAGCCAAAAAGGGGGGAAAAGUGCCCAUGUUUGGACAGGCAUAUCACCAUCCAUAGGCAUACGUUUAACGGUUUUUUUUUGUUUGUGACUCAGAACAGGAUACG
Molecule: messenger RNA, 1949 nt
Organism: Ectocarpus sp. CCAP 1310/34
Lineage: Eukaryota; Phaeophyceae; Ectocarpales; Ectocarpaceae
Source: the annotation of a GenBank genome assembly